Notodromas monacha is the source of this 1115-nucleotide messenger RNA. The record is from the annotation of a GenBank genome assembly. Lineage: Eukaryota; Metazoa; Arthropoda; Ostracoda; Podocopida; Cyprididae.
AUGGAAAGCCCGAAGGGCACUGAUAAAUGCGGAAUAAAUGUUGCUCGUGAAUACAGAAGUUUGCUCAAGAAAGGUAUACUUAUGGCAUCCGGAAUUCCGAGGUUGGAUAUUGCUUUGGACGGUGGGUUUCAAAGCGGAGAAGUUGUAGAAAUUUGUGGAAGAUCUCUCAGUGGGAAGUCACAGUUUUGCAUGCGCAUUGCAGUUCAGGCUGCGAUUAACGGGUACAUGUGUACAGAACAGGAAAGCGCUUUCGACGUUUUUCGCCGAAUACGCGUGAUCGGGGCUACCAGCAUUUUUGGAGUCUUGGAUGAGCUGGAAAAGAUGCAGCAGGCGUUUGCCGGAAGGUCGGAUUAUGUUUCAAAGAUAGGCUGUCAAAAUUACGACAGACUUUACUGCGCUGAGAAAAUACUGAACAAAUUUGCGGGGACUAUCAAGUAUAUGGCGAAGCGGCGGAAUUUGGUUAUCGUCGUUGUCAAUAACAUUCGAGUGAUUCAUCAAAAUGGUGUAAAAGUGGAUCGGAUUAUGCUCGGUCGCCUGUGGAGCUUCGUGCCUCAAAUACGCGUAAUCUUCUCGCGCGUCGAUGCUCCGUCAUUGGGUCCCAAAGCCGGUCAACCACUAAAACUUCGUGUCAAAGUUGCGAGAAGCGUCCGAAGUCGAACGAAUGAGGAAUUUGACGUAGAAUUAACGAGUGGAGGCUUAAGAUGACAGGCGCGUGAUGUGUCACUGUAUUACCAAGUACCUAAUUCCUGGUUCGAUUCAAAAAUCCGAUAGAAUAUUGGUGUAAUUCGAUCGUCGAAAAUUUUUUUUUGGUUAUUCGCCUGAAUCGUAAAGAAAAGAAGCAAAAAUUUGAAUACAAUACUAAUUUUAAAUUUUAAUUCAAACUAAAAAAAAUCUAGUCAAAGGAUAUCUUAUUUGGAGAAAGUUCAGCAUCUUGGUCUUUGCGAUAGCACUCUUUUCAUAGCUGCUCAAUUUACUCCUUGCCUCAUAAGAGAAGUCUCAUGAGAGAAUCAAAAAGUGUUUCUUACAAAGUCGCUUAUGGUACUGCGUUACGAAAGGAUUACUAAUGAUUGUACGUCUUCCCGAAGAAUUUUACAGUUCUUGUGUGUGCAUUUUUU